This is a messenger RNA of Sceloporus undulatus (fence lizard), 1258 nucleotides long. Its product is annotated as receptor-type tyrosine-protein phosphatase mu-like. The coding region runs from base 1 to 1158 and encodes 385 amino acids. Lineage: Eukaryota; Metazoa; Chordata; Lepidosauria; Squamata; Phrynosomatidae. The record is from RefSeq and is a predicted model, not a curated record. Gene Ontology annotation, cellular component: membrane. The transcript is spliced from 7 exons. Gene Ontology annotation, molecular function: protein binding.
AUGGGCAGAGUUGGAACUUGGCUCCUGACUUUGACUGGACUUUUGCAGGCAGCCUCCGCCGAGACCUUCGCAGGUGGCUGUUCUUUUGAUGAACCAUUUACCUCAUGUGGAUAUAGUCAGUCUGAUGAUGAUGAUCUUAAUUGGGAUCAAGUCAACACACUACUAAAGCCUUCAUCAGAUCCUUGGAUGCCCACAGGGUCUUUCAUGCUUGUGAACACCUCUGGAAGGAUUGGACAAAGAGCUCAUCUUUUGCUACCGCACCUUAAAGAAAACGAUACUCACUGCAUCGAUUUUAACUUUUAUGUUUCCAGCAAGAGUGGGUCCAAUCCUGGUGUACUAAAUGUUUAUGUGAAAGUCAACAAUGGUCCACUUGGUAGCCCAGUAUGGAAUAUGUCUGGGGCUCCAAUAGGAACCUGGAACAGGGUAGAAUUGGCAAUCAGCACCUUUUGGCCAAAUUUCUAUCAGGUAGUUUUUGAAGUAAUCACAUCUGGUCACCAAGGAUACCUGGCUAUUGAUGAUGUGAAAGUUUUAGGACAUCCAUGCACCAGCACACCCCAUUUUCUGCGUGUCCAGAGUGUAGAAGUCAAUGCUGGCCAGUUUGCUACCUUCCAGUGCACUGCCAAUGGCAGAACGGUUCAAGGCAAUAGGCUUUGGCUACAGGGUCUGCUUGUACGAGAUGCACCUCUGAAGGACAUGAAAAUUUUCAAUGAUCGACGAUUUGUAGCUUCCUUCAGUGUGGUGAAUGCUACCAAACGGGAUGCAGGCAAUUACCGGUGUAUGAUUCGCACAGAAGGAGGAGUAGGAGUGUCAAAUUAUGCGGAAUUGAUUGUGAAAGAGCCACCUGUUCCCAUUGCACCACCUCAGCUAUCAUCAGUUGGUGCAACCUAUUUAUGGAUACAAUUGAAUGCUAAUUCCAUCAAUGGAGAUGGGCCCAUCAUUGUGAGAGAAGUAGAAUAUCGCACCUCCAGUGGAAAUUGGUAUGAUAAACAACCGGUAGACUCCACAAGCUAUAAAAUUGGACAUCUUGACCCUGAUACAGAAUAUGAAAUUAGUGUGUUGCUUACCAGACCAGGUGAAGGAGGUACUGGAUCCCCUGGACCAGCUCUUAAAACAAGAACAAAAUGUGCUGGUGAGUACAUUGAGGUAGUUAUAUUUUGAAUGAUGUAUUCUGUCUUUAAAAUGCAGUAUUUUUGACAUUUUGGGUUAAAACUGUUAUGCAGCUCCAGAAAGUGUAACUUCCACAGACACCCUUUUCCCC